Molecule: messenger RNA, 1927 nt
Organism: Exaiptasia diaphana
Lineage: Eukaryota; Metazoa; Cnidaria; Anthozoa; Actiniaria; Aiptasiidae
Product: set1/Ash2 histone methyltransferase complex subunit ASH2
Exons: 16
Coding region: 1-1428 (475 amino acids)
Cellular component (GO): Set1C/COMPASS complex
Molecular function (GO): protein binding; transcription cis-regulatory region binding
Source: RefSeq, a predicted model, not a curated record
AUGGCGGACGGYGAGAUAGAAGAAGUUGAAAAGAAAGAAGAAGAAUUUGUGCUAGACGAGAAGCCUGAACUCGAAGAGGCAAAGUCAGAAAUCGAAGAUGUCGCAAUGCAAGAUAAAAUGGAGGCUGAAUGCAUAGUAAGCAUUGAAGACACYGUSGCUGACCCAGACGAUGAGAAAUCYUGUGAUACGACAACGAUGCCAGACAAUGAAGACUCCACAUUGCCAGAUUCUGAAACUUUGGAUGACAUUAAUGCCAAAUCAAUGAAUGGUAGUGAUCUGGCGGACAGCUAUUGYGCAAAUUUUGGCAUUUUAGGAAGCAGUAUGGACAGUAACUUGUCUAGUAGUCAUGGCAGUCUGCUGCAAAGUGGUCUUUCAGUUAGCAAAGGAAAGGACACKCAGAAAAAAUCCUACAGAGGGAAGAGAAAGUUUGAUAACAGUCAGCAAUUUUCUUCGUCUAAGAAGUCCAAAACAGAUAUGCCAGCAUCACAGAAACUACCACCUCAUGGGUACCCUUUGGAGCAUCCAUUCAACAAGGAUGGAUAUCGGUACAUUUUAGCCGAGCAGGACCCAGUUGCACCAAAAGCAAAUUUUGACCAUGAGUAUUGGGCAGGAAAACCAAUUCCUGGCGACCUGUAUAGAGUUACCUUACAUAACGAAGUCUUGUUAUCCAUGAAUGACAGAGCUCCACAAUUAAAGCUAUCAGAUGACAGGCUUUCUGUAACUGGAGAAAAGGGCUACAGCAUGAUCAGGGCUUCACAUGGUGUUAGAAAAGGUGCAUGGUAUUUUGAGAUUAGCAUUGAAGAUAUGCCUGAUGAARCAGCAGCAAGAGUAGGCUGGUCUCGACUUUAUGGAAAUCUUCAAGCUCCCUUGGGUUAUGACAARUUUAGUUAUUCAUGGAGAAGCAAAAAGGGAACUCGUUUUCAYCAAAGCAGAGGCAAGCAUUACUGUGACAGUGGUUAUGGGACAGGCGAUGUACUAGGAUUUUAUAUUUAUCUACCAGACCACAAUGCACACCCUUCCACUUAUCUGCCAUCAACAUUUAAAGAUAGGGCACUUAUCAAGUUCAAAAACUACUUAUAUUUUGAAGAGAAGGAUCAAGUAGAUGAAGCUGUUAAAACUUCAACAUCAUUAGAAGGAAGUCAGAUAAAAUUCUUCAAAAAUGGAGUUUGUCAGGGGGUUGCAUUUGAGAAUAUCUUCGAAGGAACCUACUAUCCAGCCAUAUCAGUUUACAAAAAUGCGACAGUGAAAAUUAACGUUGGUCCAAAGUUUCAAUUCCCACCAAAUGACGAAGCUGUGCGACCUAUGUGUGAACGCGCUGAAGAAAUGAUAAUUGAACAAGCCAUGUCGGAUUCAUUGUAUCACGUUGAAGCCCAGGAAAGACCAGCUUUACCGACGGACAAACCUCUAUUCAGCGCGAAGCGAAAAUAGACAAAAAAUAAUUCUUCUAUCAUCCAAAUGAUAACGGUCAAUGCGUUUUGAAUUUUUUKUUUAGAUUUGUUUUGUAUUCAUAUGAAUAUCGUGGAUCGGUUUGUGAUUGCGUUUUUGAAUUCAUGGACAAUGACUGAAGGAAGGAAUUGAUCGAAUUGAGAAAAGGAAACUAAAAAUGGAGAUGAAAAAGGGAGAAGAAAAGGGACUUAUMAUGAAAAGUCUAUAGAAAAGAUAAUGAAGUCAUGAAAUGAAAAUGAAAACUAAAAAAUUGCAAAGAAAGAGAAAGAGAGUUGUAUAAAUAUUAUAGAGAAAGGUAAAGGAAAAAAAAACAAAAGUAAAAAAUUCAAAAAACAGAGGCGCGAAAAAAAACUUAGUAUCGAAUGAAAACUUGUAAAGUGCGUGUACUUUUGCUUUUCUUUAGAUAUUGAAUUUUAUUUUAAGUAGAAAGAAGUAGAGAAUUUAACCAUAUAGUUGAAAUUACCGGAGUACAGUAUUUCGA